Messenger RNA from Schistocerca gregaria, 2454 nucleotides. RefSeq lists its product as uncharacterized. Lineage: Eukaryota; Metazoa; Arthropoda; Insecta; Orthoptera; Acrididae. The record is from RefSeq and is a predicted model, not a curated record. The transcript is spliced from 2 exons. Bases 9 to 563 code for a protein of 184 amino acids.
GGCCCACCAUGCAGCCCAACACUCCAGUAGCCGCAGCUGUAUUCGCCGCCACAGCCGUCUUCGCGGCGUUGCUGGGAGCGGCAGUCUGCGUGCCCCAUCCAGAGGCAGAGGAGAUGACGCCGUCGCUGGAGCUAACAGUGACGGCGAUGCUGCCAGUGGGGGCGGCUCGCGGGGGCGGCGUUCCGGAAGCAGAACGGGGCCAGGUGCUGGAGCUGCUGGCCGGAGCGCUCGCCCCCCGCCUCUCCGAGGCUCUCCACCGGGGGCGGCACGGCUGCGGUGGAAACUACACGGCGGCCGCGCUGGAGGCGGCCAUGAAGGCCCUGCUGCCUCCGGAGGCAGAGGACGCCGAGGCAGGAGGCUGGACGCAGGAGGCGGCGCCGGCCGGCUGGCGGCGGCUCGUCACACACCGCCUGGUGCGACUCAGCCCGUCCCCCGCCGACGGCAGGCAGUUCUUCGAUGACAUCGACCUCUCCUACCAGUCCAUCAUCACCCUCAUCGUCGAGAUGUUCGCCUCCAUGGUGGGCCUCGGUUGGGGCGCCUUCUCCACCUUCACCAGCGGCUAGGCCUGGUCGCCGACGCGAGCAUCGGAUUCGUUUAGUAUCGCCUCCACUUUCACUAUCAUGUAUCUACCAUCUCUAAACGACAGUUAUUUCCACUACCAGCCGUUAACUAUAUCAUCUUACCAGUUUAUUGCCACUAUCGCCAAUUAACGUGUUACUCGACUGGCCUAUAACUCCAGGUGCCUCCACGUUCGUCGUGCUUAUUUCAUCUGCUGGUCGUCUUCUAAAGGCUGCCUCCCAAAUAUCUGCCAUCUGUAAGAUGCGCCCAAAUGAAAAGGAGAGUACAGAUACACGUAAGAAACAUUUUAAUUGCAGAUGAUUAUACAUACGUGUAUCAUCAUCAUGAAAAUCCCCAACUAGCGAUCAGAGUCCUUGGUGAUCCCCUUUUUCGAUGUAGUAGGAACUUUUAGUUUUCUGAAAGACCCAUUUGGGUUAAGAACCUCUUCCACCUUAUGCCGACAACGCAAGUGGGCGCGUUUUCAAUGGGUUUCCUUCUCUGCAACUUGGCAGGCACACUGGAUUCGUUUGCUUCUCUCGUUACUCCUAAUACAAUACACAGAUAUUGUUUCAUAUAGUUAUGGAUCGUUCGUUGCUCAGCAAACUCCAGUCUCGAGGAGGUCCAAAGAUACAUUUCAUCACCCUUCUUUCCAACUUUCUUUCUGUCCAAAGGCACAGAGUACAGAUGGGCGAAAGAAUGUGUUACAGAUUUUUUUCUGUAUUACAACACUUGGAUUCUGAAGCAGAUCACAUUGGGUAAAUUACAGAGUAGGUAAAUGAAAGGAAGACAAUAUUUGGCGAACAAACCAAAGACCGUCUCGAUGUACACAGCUCAAGCGGCGAAAUACCUGAUAAGUGUUUUUCAAUAGCAAAGCAGUGUACGAUUUACUGAUGUACAGUGCAAUUCCUUGGCAGUCAUGUAUGGAACAACACAUCAGGUAAAAGGUCGCCAAGCCACACACGUAAUCCUCUGGAAUAAAUGCUAAGUUACAGCUUUGCAUGAACGUUGUGGUGCUGCGUUGAUACAGGGUUCAACUUCGGCCUUUAAUGUUUGGAUGACUGUGGGCUCGUUGGCGUAAAUCCGAGACAUCAGAAAAAGCCAUACAAAAAAUUCCAUAUAUCUUAAACAGCAAGAUCGUGGCUGCCAGUUCUGGUCACCAAAAUUCAUGUAAAACCGUUAUUGUUUUACGAGCGGCAAGGCAAUAAAACCAUUCUACUGAAAUCACAUGUCUUCAUGAGCGCUGCCACAUGUCUACAAGAGCACUUCCAGUUGAGCUACAAAGAAGAGGAUUAUCAUGUUACGAUGCCUCUGUGAUAAGUUUCUGAAGAAGACUCGCCUCCAGCUAUAAAAAGGAGUAACAACUGUUUAUGCUAUUAUCGAGGAAUCCAUCAUGCAUUCAUCCAGGGACAUCAGUUUUCCAUUAAUGUAGAAUACGAGGUGAAGUCUUUCACUAUUCAUGCUUAGUUGGGCAUAACGGCACGCUGUCUGUCGGGAUAUACAUUAACCGACAGCGAUUACGUGGUGCAACGCCGGAAGACAAAAUGUCUCCUUUUCACUUCGGUGCGCAUUGAGUACUGCAGUAUCAUACAUUUAGUACAGCACUUUUUUCAGCGCUGGGAAGACGGAGUCCGUAUCUCAGAAUGUAAAAGCUUAGCUCCUCUCGGUAUCUUUAUUUUGUACUUCUUAUUUAUUCGUGAAUAUAACUGACUGUGCAAUAACUGCGACACCUGAGACAUAUUACUAGUCAUUCUACUGAGUAAUUGUCUACCUCAAAUAGGCACCUCUGCCAAAAAACGUUUAUUUAAUGUAGAAUUAAUCUUUUGUGUCUGACACCUUUCUUUCUCCAAUGACAUACUGUUUCAUGAUGUUAAAUCUGUUAUGCAAAUGUGAAAUAAA